GGUCAUUUUGUCAUAACGGUAAAAGACGUAAAUUAUUCAUGUAGUGCUGUACUGUAUUGCAACACUGUAUCCAUUUGGUGCCACACAGUUUUGACGUUAUAUUUAUUAAUAACCAAUGAUAUGUUUUAAAGUCUGCAGAAGAUUGCCACUUUUCAAGAAGAGGUUUUAUGAUGUAAAAAUCAGUUAUUCUCAAUUUAAAAAUGUUGAUUCAUUUAAAUUGAGUUCAGACGAAGAUAAAAAGCAUGCCGCACUCUAUGUUCACUGGCCUUAUUGUAGAAAAAGAUGUCCAUAUUGUAAUUUUAACAAAUACAUCAAUGAAGAUGUAAAUGAAGAGCGUAUGAAGAAUUGUUUAACCAAAGAAUUAGAUACAUUGUUAGAAAAAAGCUGUAUCAACAAACUGACAACUGUUUUUUUUGGUGGGGGCACACCUAGUUUAGCCAGUCCUGAUACUGUUAAAGCUGUAAUAGAUAGAGCGAAAUCUCACGGAAACCUAGAUCAAGAUGCAGAAAUCACUAUUGAAGUGAAUCCAACUGACAUAGAGGCAAAAAAAUUAAGGGCCUUUAAGGAUGCAGGUGUGAAUAGGAUCUCAGUUGGACUUCAGUGUCUCAAUCAAAAUGAUUUAGUUUUCUUGGGAAGAGAUCACACUGUAGAAGAAGGACUAAGAUGUUUAUCAGAGGCGAAAUCUUUACUUCCUGGAAGAGUAUCUGUAGAUCUGAUAUUUGGCCGUCCGCAACAAACAAAAGAGACAUGGAAACAAGAACUAAAACAGUUACUAUCUGUUUGUGACAACCACAUUUCAUUGUAUCAAUUAACACCCGAACGAGGAACCACAUUAUACAAACAAAUACAGGAACAAAAUGUGUUAUUACCAAGUACAGAGGAGAUGGCUGAUCUGUAUAAAAUAGCUGUAGAGUACUUACACAGUAAUGGAUACGAACAUUAUGAAGUUUCCAACUUUGCCAAAGAGGCUUCCUACAGUCAUCAUAAUCUCAUAUAUUGGACAGGUGGUGAAUAUAUAGGUAUAGGUCCAGGUGCUCAUGGUAGAUUAUGGAUGUAUAAUGCUGAUGAAAAACGUUACGUUAGAGAAGCUAGAACACAAACAUUAGAACCACCUAAUUGGAUGGCAGAAGUAGAGAAAUAUGGUCAUGCUACAAGACGUAUAAUUAAACAAAAUACUCAUGAUAGGGCAAUAGAGUUAUUAAUGACUAGUCUGAGAACAAAAUGGGGUUUAUCAAAUCAGGUCUGGCGGAAAGUUUAUCCUGUGGGCCUUUUCCAGUUAUAUGGUUCAUCAGAAACAAUUAAUUUCCUCCAAUCAGCAGACUUUUUGAAAUUAGACAAAAGGGGUUUACGAGCAACAGAGAAGGGAAUAGCUGUACUAGAUAGCCUAAUUGUUGAACUAGUUUCUAUAUUAAACCAAAAUUCCACAUCUUCCAAAUAGCAAAUUAAUGGUAUUACCAUCAUCCAUUUUGAAUGACAAUUUAUUUUUUAUAUGAUUGUUAAUGGUCUAUAGAAAAAGGGUUUCUUCUUCCAUUUUUAAUGACAACAAAUUAUUUUUUAUACGAUUGUUAAUGGUCUGUAGGACAAGGGUUUCUAUUUAGAUAUUGGAGAGAGAGAAAUGGAGUUUAAAUUCCACUCGACACAAACUAGGUCAUUUCGGGACUAACAUAUGUUUUUUUAAAUUUUAUUUACAUAAUUCGCUUGCGCGUAGCUGUGGGAGGAAACCACGCCAGUCGACUCAGUGACAGACUUUAUGAUACAGCGCGCGUACGCUAACCAUACAGCCAUCCAACCCCCCUUUAGAUUUUGGACAUUUGUUAGUAUGCUUAUGUAUAUUUAGUAGAUUUUCAACAUUCAUUUUGGUGUAAGCAUGUUUUUAUUCUGGAGAGUUUCAAUUUAAUGUCUACAAUUGUUUUGUCUUUUCAAAACGUCAACAUUAUUUCAUUCAGCUUUCAACAGCAAAUAAACUGGACUAAUAAUCCUAAAACAGAUUGAUGCUAAAAUAGAUUGUUUUCAACUGCACCCACUGUGAAAACAUGCACUGUAAGUCAUGAGUACAAUUAUAAGUUAUGAAUUCAUUCACAUUAAUUUCAGUGAUUUAUAAUAUACUAGUUGAUUAGUCAUGUAUACCUUUAAGAUGCAGUAUGAAAGAGCUAAAUCUGCCUAGUAAAAGUCCUUUUUCAAAUGUUAUAUAAAUUAUUAAUUAGGCAUUUAUUCACAUAAGCCCAUAAUCAACUCUUAACAAAAUCUCAUUGUUUGUUAGUGCUGAUAUCAAGUAAAAUUUUAUGCACAGAUGUAGUGGGAGCAAACAUCAAUACUUGCAUCGGUAAAUUUGGCUGUUGCUGAAAACUCCUCAUUGCAACAAAAAGUUUCUAUUAUAAAUCUGUAAAUGUGUCAUUUUGUACCAACAUUAAAACUAGUGCCUAUCUUUCUUAUGUAUUCGAUAAUAUUUAUCCAUUUAUGUGAAGAAAACAAAGGACCGCACAUUUAAAUAUUUUGAAAUUCAGUUUAUACAGAUAAGAGAAAGUACCUAAUUGUUUCUCCGAAUUGGUUUCUAUAGUCAGUGGUACAGGAUGUAGGACCUGGUAAGGAAAAGUGUCUAGUCAUUCAGAUGGGACAGAAAACCUGAGGACCCCUGUGCUCAUAAAAGAACCUUUCAUAGUUAGAAUUCGAAAUAAGAGUAGGCCAGAAAAAAAUUUCUCAUAUAGCACACUACAUCUACAUGGUGUAUGUCCAUCAAACCCCAUUGUCAUGAGGCCAAUAAUGGUCACUUGUAGAGUUAAAAUAAUUUUGCUGAUAAAAAAAAUAUUCAACAAGUUUUGAAAUAAAUUAUGGUUGAUAACUUUUAAUCAGAAGUUAUUUCGUAAUAGGAAAUGAGACAUCAGUCAUUAUAUACUUGCAUUGAGAUAUGUGAUUAGUUUUCCUUAUUAUGACAGGUGGUAUAAGAAAACUUAGUUUGGGUGGACUAAAUGCUAAAUUUAGAUUUCAACAUUUCUAGAUUUAAAACACUUUAGUUUCAACUAGAAACUGAUGUAUUUGCUAAUUUCUCAACUGACACUAGUGGAUUAUAGGAUUAUUCUUUAACAUGCCAUUUAUUUUAAGUCUUAUUUUAACAUAUAUUAAAUAUAUGACUUUAAAAAAUGCAAUCAUCGCUUUAAAGGAAUCAUAAUUUUUUUUUAUGUGUCUAAAAAAAUGACAAAUUUUUUUUAAAAAAUAUGAUUUUAGAUUUCUACAUUUGUUUUAAAAUGUAAGCUUAUAUAUUGUGUCUUGUGGGAAAUUAAUUUAUUUUAAUAUACAAGGUUAUGUAAUUUUUUGCAAAUAAAGUUUUAUUUAUAUUAAAGAAAUA
Molecule: messenger RNA, 3343 nt
Organism: Patella vulgata (common limpet)
Lineage: Eukaryota; Metazoa; Mollusca; Gastropoda; Patellidae
Product: radical S-adenosyl methionine domain-containing protein 1, mitochondrial
Exons: 16
Coding region: 116-1438 (440 amino acids)
Biological process (GO): porphyrin-containing compound biosynthetic process
Cellular component (GO): cytoplasm
Molecular function (GO): coproporphyrinogen oxidase activity; 4 iron, 4 sulfur cluster binding
Source: RefSeq, a predicted model, not a curated record